Messenger RNA from Mucor mucedo, 642 nucleotides. RefSeq lists its product as uncharacterized. NCBI's taxonomy places the organism in Eukaryota, Fungi, Mucoromycota, Mucoromycetes, Mucorales, Mucoraceae. Bases 1 to 642 code for a protein of 213 amino acids. The record is from RefSeq and is a predicted model, not a curated record. The transcript is spliced from 3 exons.
AUGUCUUCACAACAAGAUGGAAAUGCUGACACUGAUAUUUUACCUUUGAAGUGGAAACCUGGAACAGAUCAUAUGAGCAAACUCCUGCUCAAUGACCCAAACGUUAUAAAUCUGAUUGUUCGCUCUUUAGUUGGUGAAAUUGCUCCAGAAAAUAGCUACACUGUAGCACAAACUGAAUGGACUGAUACAAAGGGUAAAUUUACUGUGUAUAUCCCACAGAAUGCAGAAGAUGACCGGUUUAUUCCAGUACUUAUUGCUAUUCAGGAAGAAGUCAAUCAAGCUUCAAUGUUAAAAAUUAUUGAAUACUGUACGCGGAUUUAUGAAGAAUUUAGGCUAUUGCCUACUGUUUUGAUCAUCUCUAUCAAAGGAUGGUCUAGCCUAGAGGUUCGCGAAGUGUUUAGUGCCGAUGGCGACUCAUUUUUGAGGCAAUUAAAAUGUAGCUUCUGGGCACAGAAGUGUUUUUUGUUUUUUCCUGAUUCAGUUAACACAACAGAUGCAACUAAUGUAUCCGUACCUGCAUUUAUUAAACUAUGCCAAUUUAUGUCUGAUCCAGACAAAACGCUUUGUUUUUCAUACGAUUUUGAGACUCGAACUAUUUGUUUGGCCUGUGAAGUUACAAUAGGCAAAGACAGAUUACAAUAA